AUGGCCCUUCCAGCAAUCCUGCUAGAACAGUGGGUAGAGUAUCCCAUCGGCGUCUUGGUUGUUCUCCUACGCCUGUUUGCUCGCCUGUACGUUGUCGGCUGGCGAAACCUUUACUACGAUGACCUUUUUGCCGGUCUUGCCAUGUGUCUGUGGACUUCCGAGGCAGUAACGAUAUAUCUCCUCAACAAAUACGGCACCUUCAUUGGACUCACGACCGAAACGGCCGAUGCUCUCACCGACGUAGAAGCAGAAUCCCUAGCUACAGGAUCGAAGGCUCUUUUUGGAGCAUGGAUGAGCUACAUCUGCCUCAUCUGGUCGUUGAAAACUUCGGUUUUGUUCUUUUACAACCGUCUCACGAAAGGAUUGAAAGAGCAGAGGCUUGUGAGGAUACUCGGCUGGUUCGUCGGUGUCAGCUGGUGUGCGAUGAUCAUGGAGAUUCUUCUCCAGUGCCGGCCCGUCCAGAAGAACUGGCAGAUCAAGCCCUACGCCGGAGACAGUUGCACGUUAAUCUACGUUAGAUACUAUCUUCUCCUCAUUCUCAACGUCUCCACCGACGUCGGCCUCAUGGCCUUCAUCCCCGCCCCGAUCCUCUGGAAAGCGCAGAUCCCGAUCAGACGCAAAUUGCUCGUGGCACUCCUCCUAUUUUCCGGCAUCUUCAUCGUGGCCGCCGCCAUCAUCCGCUGCGUCAUGUCUGUCGGCGAGAUCCGACGCAUCGGCACGUCGGGCGUCUGGGCCAUCCGCGAGACCUUCGUCUCCAUCUUCGCCGUCAACGCGCCCGCCAUCAAGCCGCUCUUCUCGCGGCGCCACAGACGCACACCCGACAACAGCGGCGGCGACAAGUCUUGCACCGGCGGGACGGCCAGGUUCGGCAGCAGCGGUACCGCCCGCGGUACAAACAGCCACAUGAUGAGUCGCCAUACGACGCACGAGACAGAUGAGAUGGAGCUAAAGUCGACCGGUCAGUGGAGCACGACGGAUUGGGGCAGCGUGGGGGAUAUUGAGCAGGGGGGUUCUGACAAAAGUGUUGAUGGCCGUCUUCCGGAGCAGAAAGGUGACCGGCUGCGGAUCGAGGUUAUCAAGGGGUUUACGACGUCUUCAGAGAACGCUCUGGGAGUGCAGGGUGAGGGCGAGCCGAGGUCGUGGACCGAAGCGACGGGCCAUGGGGUGCAUGAUCACAUGCAGACCCGGGACGGGUGGAUGAAGAUCGGGGCGAGUGGCCGGGGGAUAACGGAUGCGACGGUUAUUGCGGAAAGAUAA
This is a messenger RNA of Diplodia corticola, 1257 nucleotides long. RefSeq names its product sedlin protein. The coding region runs from base 1 to 1257 and encodes 418 amino acids. The record is from RefSeq and is a predicted model, not a curated record. The transcript has 6 exons. Lineage: Eukaryota; Fungi; Ascomycota; Dothideomycetes; Botryosphaeriales; Botryosphaeriaceae.